Molecule: messenger RNA, 3602 nt
Organism: Equus quagga
Lineage: Eukaryota; Metazoa; Chordata; Mammalia; Perissodactyla; Equidae
Gene: R3HCC1L
Product: R3H domain and coiled-coil containing 1 like
Exons: 8
Coding region: 501-2864 (787 amino acids)
Source: RefSeq, a predicted model, not a curated record
UCGCCUCCACGUCUCCCCUUACCCCUCGGACUAGAGUUCCUUUCCCCCUUUGUUUGUUACCGGUAUUUUUUCCUCACGUGACUUGCGGGGCGGGCCCCCGCCUGGGGCGGGGGUUACUGGGAAGCUUCCGCCCUUCGACCCCUGCGGGUCCUGGGUUGCGGGGUACCUUCCCGAGGCCCUUUGCUCUCCCAGCGGCUGCGUGCCGGCUUUGGGCCCUAGCCCCAGAUACUCCCUGCGGAGGGGACGUUCCUUUCCCGGGUUUCAACAGGUACUUAGCGGGUCCGUGGCGACCCCCCGGGGGUACGGGGCUGUGGGCCGCUGAGGCCGCCCCGAGACGACCCCGGGGCUGCUGCCUGAUUCCCGGCCGCGAGCCUCUCGAGUGAGGCUGCUGUCCAUCAGAAGGGAGCUUUUGUACCAUUUGCCUUCAGACAGUCUAUCUGCAUGUUCUAGAGUUUUAUUAUUCAAAAAAUAAAUGUCGCUUAUUUGAUUGAAGUGGUGCCAUGCAGCAAGAGGCAGAGAGAUGCAGAGUUCGAGCCAGAAGGCCUGACAUGGCACUUUAUGUACCUAAAGCUCGAAGGGGUGUAGUCCUCCUUGAGUCAGGUGGUAAGGAAAAAAACUCUGGUCCAUCUAACUCCAUGGUGAAAGAGGAACAAAAAGAAGAUUGUCUUUCCCAAAAGGAGAUCUUUAGAGACAAACCUGCAGCUCAAAGACUGAGUAUUAAUCCUGAUAAAAAGGAGCACAAUCACAGGAAAGGACAGAAAUCUUCAACAAAGUUAAGAAAAGAUGCGUGCCUUCAAGAAAGAAAGAAAGAUAGGAUUUGUACUAAGAAGGGAACCACAGAAUCCAAAGAAGUAUUAUCCCAAGCACAUCAGCAAAGAGGCCCAAAUCCUGGGAUUGUACCUAGUGUAUUUUUACAAAGACAUUUUAAACCAAAGAAGGUGCAGUGUUUUGAGAUUGGAACCACAGACGUGACAGGACAGGAGAGGUUGUUUGUAUCUCAGUCUUGUUCAGAAAUCAGUGAAUCUCAGGUUCUAAACAAACCAUUCCAAAAUGUGGAAUUCUGUGAUUUCAGUGGGCACGAACUAAGUGGGGAAACAUUUGAAGACAGAGAUUUGGAAAGCAGAAUGGAAACUGAUACUACAGUUGUGGAGAUACUAUCCCAGUUUCCUGGAGUUUUUAAUUCUGUGUUGAAAGCUGAGAGUAUGCUUGCACCGAUAAAACUAAGCUCUGAUUCUGGAAUUGUACAACAAGAUAUGCAAACAGCAGGUGGAAUGUUGAAGCUCAGCAAUGGAGGCAUCACCACUGUCUCCGUUCCUGGAAGUCCAAAAGAUGGUGUCACUGAGCAAACUUUUGUAGACUUUGAAGCUGAGAAUGUUGGUGAUGUAGCCAACAGUACAGAUUUCAUCUUGGGUCAGAAAGGUAUAGAUUCCAUUCCUGAGACUAUGGGUCACAUCUCUCAUAAAAUGACUAUCGUCAGCAAAUUAGAGAGCACAAAUGGCAUUUUUGAGCCAACAAUGAUUAGAGAGUGUGAGGAGAAUGACAGCACUACUGAUGAAUUAUUUGUAAAGUAUGAACCUUCUGAUACAGCCGUCCUUGCUCAUGAAUCAGGUACAGAUAAUGGGUCUAAGAGUGUAGGUGACAUUACCAAUAAGGCAUGUGUGAUGGACAUUACAGAUGUCACAUCUGAUCAAGUAACUGUAGGCAGCCCUUGUGUAGUUGCAGUUAGAAUAGCUGACGAGGCCUGUAGCAACACAAGUAGUUUCUCAAAAUAUCUAGAAAUGAGUGCAGCUACAGCUCCUUUUCAUGUAGCUAGAAGUGGGAAUGACACUGAACACUUCAGCAACCUGACUGCUUGCUCAGAUAUUUAUGCUGAGAGUAUUUCAUCUGGUUUCACUGAGUCAACAGGAAAGUUGAUAGAGAGCUUGUCAGAUUGUGCUUCCUCCUUACCUAUAAAGAAGAUUGCUGGUAGUAGUUGUAACAAUUUUUUGGACUCUGAACUCAGUAUGUUAAAUGGGACAAAAGUACUUUUAGACAGUGCCUUGGGCAAUGAUCUAGAUUGUACUGGUGAUAUAACAAAGACAUUACUUGAACUAAAAACUGCUGAAGAGUUCGAAACAAAAGAGGAAGAUGACUCGGAGAAUACAGAAUUUGGUGUAUCCUUUCCUGAUACAGAAUCAGUGUCUGUGGAAACAUCCAUGGAACUGAAAGCAACUGAAGCUUCUCAUGUUGAAGGAAGUGCUGCUACUGAGGAGAGCUGGGAGUCUAUGUUUAAUGAUGAUGGUGACUGCCUGGAUCCACGUCUUCUACAAGAGUUAUCAGGGAAUAUGAAGAAUAGAGAAAGCAUCCAGGAAUCUAGAUUUGAUUAUUACAACUAUGAAGUUCCUGAUAUUGACCUCAGUGAUUGUGAAUUCCCACAUGUCAUUGAAAUUUAUGACUUCCCCCAAGAAUUUCGUACUGAAGACCUCCUACGGGUUUUCUGCAGUUAUCAAAAGAAAGGAUUUGAUAUUAAAUGGGUGGAUGAUACACAUGCCCUAGGAGUAUUCUCCAGUCCAAUUACAGCUCGUGAUGCUCUCGGAAGUAAACAUGCCAUGGUGAAGACCCGACCCUUGUCACAGGCCACGAGAGCAGCCAAGGCCAAAGCUAGAGCUUAUGCCGAGUUCCUCCAGCCAGCAAAGGAGCGUCCUGAGACUUCAGCAGCCUUAGCCAGAAGGUUAGUUAUCAGUGCCCUUGGGGUUCGAAGUAAGCAGAGCAAAACUGAACGGGAAGCAGAGCUCAAGAAAUUGCAAGAAGCCCGAGAGAGAAAACGGUUGGAAGCCAAGCAACGGGAAGACAUCUGGGAAGGCAGAGACCAAUCUGCAGUUUGAACAUCACUCAAUGAAGGGGAUAAUCCCAUGAAUUCAGAAAAUAUUUCCAUAGUCUUCAGAUAAGAGAAUGCUUCCAGAGCUCUGUGUACAUGCAAAUGUGCAUGUAGGUGAAAGAAAGAGAUAAAACAAUCAAGACAAGGAUUGACUGGGUAUAGAAAGAAGAUGGACUCCUGUCUGUCUUCACUCCUAAAUGCAAUUCUUUGGAAUCACUUUCCUGUUUGGGGCAUAGAAAGGAGCCAUCAGCUAGGAAGAAACAUGGAAGAUGUGACUUCCAGGAGUCAUCUGGACAGGGCAAGUCAUGUUAGCAUGGGUCCCACUUCCAAGAUGUUUUAAGCAAAUACAACAGAGGAUUCAAACCUGCGCUGAUGGGAGAUUCAGGCCCUGCAAGGGCAGGGUGUUCCUUAGUACCUCACAAAACUGAGAACAGCAAUAUUGCAGGGGAGAAGGGGGCACAGUUAGUACGAAGAGACAGAACAGUGUCUGGUGUACUUGAUAUUCACAGAAUCUACACUGCCAGUUUCAGAACUCCAGAGUUGGUGAACUGUAGCAGAUAAGGGUAUUUGGACUCCAGAGUUUGUACUGAGCUGAGUGCCUGGGGCUGCUCCAGCUGCACAGCAGCCACGGGCAUGGCAGCUUCAUUCCUCCUAGGAAGCCAGUCUUGGGAGCUGCCUGCCAGUUCCAGUUUAAGCAGUACUGGAUGUUGUAUGAGGGAGAUAUUAAAGCCCAUUUUAUGACAUA